CUUUUGGGCCAUUGGGGACAACACUCUUAACCCAUUAAAGGGGGCAGAAGGUGGAGAAGGGGCCAGGAACACAACACACAAAGGCCAUUUGAAAACAAUGCUGCUAAUGCGACAAAAGGCCCAAAGUGGUCGGCACGCGCUCAUUCAUAAUUAACCCACAUGUGCACCCGUUUUGGCCCUUAUCCCACUCCCAUUUCUGGCGGUAAAGGGAUCUGCAAACAAGCCACCACGUAAGAGUCCCACUUAUGGGUUUUUAAAUGCGGCUUUUAAGCACCUACGCGUCGAAAGGGUAUUGCAGAUUUUCCAGACUAAUUUGUGACUAAAAUAGCAAAAUAAAGAAGCCAGAUAUCUUGGCUUAAAUGAGAUUAAGAUAAAUAGUAUUUAUAUAUAUUAAAUAAUAUAUUUAUUAAAUACUUUGCAGUAUAACGCGAAAAAUUCCAUUUUACUCCAACCAAACCAAAAUCGCGAAAUAUCCCUUAAUUUCUUAUAUUCAUUCCUAAAUACAAAUGUUUCAAGUGUAUAAGGUAUUUAUUCUGAAAUAAAACAUUUUACUAGUGUAUAAGGUAUUUAUUCUGAAGUAAAAAAUGUUUCAAGUGUAUAAGGUAUUUAUUCUGAAAUAAGAAAUGUUAGAAGUGUAUAAGGUAUACCACAUUCUCCAGACAAAAACCUUUAGCUUUCUGUUCCCAGUUCACCGGCUGGCAAUUAUGUUGUCCACAUUAGCAAACCAACAAUGCUAAAUCCCCCGGUGGACACAUAAAACCACCUUCCAUCCAUAAAAAAACACACAAUGGCAAUACACGGCUUUAGAACAAGAAAACAAAUGGGUUAAGAGGUGGAAUAGAAGAAGAAGGAACUAAAAGAACAAAUUUGUGUCGAUUUUCUAAUCAAAAUGAGCACAUAUAAGCUACUAAAAUUGUUAGUAAAGAAUUAUGAGUAAGAAAUCGCUUAAAAGACAAGAUGAGCAUACAAAAGAUACAGAUUCUGAGGAAGAGGAUGAGGAUGAGAAGGAUUUACAAGCAGCAAUUAAGGAAAUGGUCAAGACUCCUGAUAUUGAUAUAGAACCAAGUAUAAGUGGACGUCUUUCUCAGAGUGAAAACAAACCAGAGUCGACUAGAAAUCAAGCUGAAUGUGGAUCGCAAACGGGUGAUGAAAAAGAUACAACUUCAAGAACCAAGCUAAAAAAGUUAGAUAGCGAUGAUAGCUGGGAAGCACUUCUCAGAAAAAGAUUUGCUUGGACAAAAAACAGCAAAAGUGACACAGCUCCUGUAGAAGAUAAACAAAAUAAACCGAAUACCAGGGAAUCCCUAAAGGAUUUCACGCAGAAUAAAAGAAAUGAAAGCAAACCUACUGCAGGCACCUCUAAGGAAAGUCUAGUACGAGCGGAGUUCUAUGAGAAUUCUAAAAUAAAAGGUGAAGCAAACAUCAAAUCAUACAAAAAUACGUUAAGUGAUGAGGGAUCGGGCGAGGAAUCGCCGGAGUUUCUGGACAAAUUGAGAAGAAUUGAGGAGGCCUCGAAGCCCAAAACUUGGAAGAGACCAACACCAAUAGUCAUAAAGCCAAGUCAGGAUAAUUCCACCAACAAAAAGAGUGAAAAUGCGGUGGAAACGAAGCCCCAAACGGAUACUGAGGCAGUGCAUGGAUAUAUAAAUAUCUUGAAGGCUCCAUUCGAUCGUAAUUUGUAUAAUGCUCCAGAAGAGCCAUCGCGUCAAGAUAAGGAUGCUGUACCCUCAGAUGUACAGCCAGAAACUCCAGCAACUCAAAAUGCCGAUAAUGCCGCAGCAGAAACUUCGCAAAAAGCUGACAAAAAUACGCCUGAAAAUGUAGAAAAUUUGGAGGAAAAAAGAAGUAUCAAAUCGGAUUCGCAAAGGACAGUCACAAUCACAGGACGUUCGCAUAUAACCGCCAAGUGGGAUGACCACUGCCAUGUUAAGGAGCGGGAAACUGGAGUGGAUAAGGCCGCCAUGCGGGUGUUGAUAAUCGCCUGUUUUUUAUGCCUCUUCUUCCUGAUACUCGAAGUCAUUGGAGGCGUAUUAUCCAAUAGCCUGGCCAUUGCCACGGAUGCUGCCCAUUUGCUAACCGAUCUGGCCUCGUUUCUCAUUUCCAUUUCUGCACUACACUUGGCUGGCAGACCCUCCUCGGAGCGCCUGAACUUCGGAUGGCAUCGUGCUGAAGUCAUCGGGGCCAUGGUAUCCGUGUUCUUCAUCUGGGUAGUCACAGGCAUCCUUGUGUACAUGGCAAUAAUGCGAUGGGUUAACGAGGACUUCGAACUGGAGGCCAAGAUAAUGCUGAUCACAUCGGCUCUGGCUAUAUUAUUCAAUGUGAUAAUGGCCGUUCAGCUGCAGCACGGCCACUCGCACUCUCUUCCAGGAAAGUUGAAAAGGUCAAAGGACAAGGGAUCGCUGCAAGAAAGUAAGAUGUUUGCUGGGUUCCAAAACACUCGGAUACUAUUGGGCAAGUCCGUUUCCACUCAGUAUGCAGCCAAAGGACAUGAGAACAUCAAUGUGCGAGCUGCCAUCAUUCACGUGGUUGGGGAUCUCAUCCAGAGUGUUGGCGUUUUUGUGGCCGCUCUGAUCAUAUACUUUAGACCGGAUUGGGCCUUCAUGGAUUCGGUGUGCACAUUUCUCUUUUCGGUGCUGGUCCUUGUGGUUACGUUCAAAAUCUUAAGGGACGUCCUCAUGGUCCUGAUGGAGGCCACCCCGGAUUUCAUGGACUACGAGGAGGUGAGACGGACAUUUCUCUCGAUUUCGGGUGUGGAGCACGUGCAUAACCUGAGGAUAUGGGCCCUAUCCAUCAAUAAGGUUGCUUUAUCCGCUCACCUGGCCAUUUCCAAGGAUGCCGAUCCCCAACAGAUCCUCGAGGAAGCCACCACACUGAUUCACAAGCGGUUCAAGUUCUUCGAGACUACCAUUCAAAUCGAGGAGUAUUCGCCGGGUAUGGAGGACUGCGGACAAUGCUUAAGUCCUUCGGAAAAAAAUGCAAAAAAGAAAGCUUUGGACCCGGAAAAGGGCGAAGGGAAUGGGCGCAGAAAAGGAUCCGAUGCGGAUGUGGAAAAAAAUAAGAAUAAAUCAGAUCCCUAGUAAUCUUACAACUGGUUCAUGUUACUUUAUGUCAGUGUACUCAAUAUAUUUAAAAUUAAACUUAUUUGCGAACACA
Drosophila yakuba is the source of this 3153-nucleotide messenger RNA. RefSeq lists its product as uncharacterized. Gene Ontology annotation, molecular function: zinc ion transmembrane transporter activity. The record is from RefSeq and is a predicted model, not a curated record. Lineage: Eukaryota; Metazoa; Arthropoda; Insecta; Diptera; Drosophilidae. Gene Ontology annotation, biological process: zinc ion transmembrane transport; response to zinc ion. Gene Ontology annotation, cellular component: plasma membrane. Bases 930 to 3077 code for a protein of 715 amino acids. The transcript is spliced from 2 exons.